Molecule: messenger RNA, 3717 nt
Organism: Cebus imitator (Panamanian white-faced capuchin)
Lineage: Eukaryota; Metazoa; Chordata; Mammalia; Primates; Cebidae
Gene: GRID1
Product: glutamate ionotropic receptor delta type subunit 1
Exons: 16
Coding region: 404-3433 (1009 amino acids)
Biological process (GO): modulation of chemical synaptic transmission; monoatomic ion transport; synaptic transmission, glutamatergic
Cellular component (GO): postsynaptic membrane; plasma membrane
Molecular function (GO): transmitter-gated monoatomic ion channel activity involved in regulation of postsynaptic membrane potential; glutamate-gated receptor activity
Source: RefSeq, a predicted model, not a curated record
AGUUAGCUCCUCGCCGGGGCUCAGACACACAGCCAGCCCAGAGCCGCCACGCCGGCCCGGCCGCCGCUGCCACCGCCUCAGCCUCCCCCAAAGCCGCUCUAGCCGCGGGAAGCGCUGCUGCCACCGCCGCGGGCCGCCCCCGCCGCGCCGGCCUGGGCUCGAGCUGCCAACACCGCCGCAGCCGCCACCGGAGCCGGAGCGGGAGCCCGACCGCGCUGGGCUGGGCUGGGCUGGGCUGGGGAGGGCGCCGGGCGCAGGGGCGGGCGCGCGGGGGAAGACGCACGGGCGGGCUCGGCUCUCCCGGGGAGCGGCCCGGGACCGCACCGGGACCAGCGCCUACCCGCUCCGCGCUGCCCUCGGCCUCGCCCCGGGCCCGGGCGGAUGAGCCGCGCGCCCGGGGGACAUGGAAGCGCUGACGCUGUGGCUUCUCCCCUGGAUAUGCCAGUGCGUGUCGGUGCGGGCCGACUCCAUCAUCCACAUCGGUGCCAUCUUCGAGGAGAACGCAGCCAAGGACGACAGGGUGUUCCAGUUGGCGGUCUCCGACCUGAGCCUCAACGAUGACAUCCUGCAGAGCGAGAAGAUCACCUACUCCAUCAAGGUCAUCGAGGCCAACAACCCGUUCCAGGCUGUGCAGGAAGCCUGUGACCUCAUGACCCAGGGGAUUUUGGCUUUGGUCACGUCCACUGGCUGUGCAUCUGCCAACGCCCUGCAGUCCCUCACAGAUGCCAUGCACAUCCCACACCUCUUUGUCCAGCGCAACCCUGGGGGGUCGCCACGCACCGCCUGCCACCUGAACCCCAGCCCCGACGGUGAGGCCUACACACUGGCUUCGAGACCACCUGUCCGCCUCAAUGACGUCAUGCUCAGGCUGGUGACGGAGCUGCGCUGGCAGAAGUUUGUCAUGUUCUACGACAGCGAGUACGAUAUCCGUGGGCUUCAAAGCUUUCUGGACCAGGCCUCGCGGCUGGGCCUUGAUGUCUCUUUACAAAAGGUGGACAAGAACAUUAGCCAUGUAUUCACCAGCCUCUUCACCACGAUGAAGACGGAGGAGCUGAAUCGCUACCGAGACACGCUGCGCCGCGCCAUCCUGCUGCUCAGCCCACAGGGAGCCCACUCCUUCAUCAAUGAGGCCGUGGAGACCAAUCUGGCUUCCAAGGACAGCCACUGGGUCUUUGUGAAUGAGGAAAUCAGUGACCCGGAGAUCCUGGAUCUGGUCCAUAGUGCCCUUGGAAGGAUGACCGUGGUCCGGCAAAUCUUCCCAUCUGCAAAGGACAAUCAGAAAUGCAUGAGGAACAACCACCGUAUCUCCUCCCUGCUCUGCGACCCCCAGGAAGGCUAUCUCCAGAUGCUGCAGAUCUCCAACCUCUAUCUGUAUGACAGUGUUCUGAUGCUGGCCAACGCCUUUCACAGGAAACUGGAGGACCGGAAGUGGCAUAGCAUGGCGAGCCUCAACUGCAUACGGAAGUCCACUAAGCCAUGGAACGGUGGGAGGUCUAUGCUGGACACUAUCAAAAAGGGCCACAUCACUGGCCUCACUGGGGUGAUGGAGUUUCGGGAGGACAGUUCGAAUCCCUAUGUCCAAUUUGAAAUCCUUGGCACUACCUAUAGUGAAACUUUUGGCAAAGACAUGCGCAAGCUGGCGACGUGGGACUCAGAGAAAGGCUUGAAUGGCAGCUUGCAAGAGAGGCCUAUGGGCAGCCGCCUCCAAGGAUUGACUCUCAAAGUGGUGACUGUCUUGGAAGAGCCUUUCGUGAUGGUGGCUGAGAACAUCUUAGGACAGCCCAAGCGCUACAAAGGGUUCUCCAUAGAUGUCCUGGAUGCACUGGCCAAGGCUCUGGGCUUCAAAUAUGAGAUUUACCAAGUCCCUGAUGGCAGGUACGGUCACCAGCUCCAUAACACGUCCUGGAACGGGAUGAUCGGGGAGCUAAUCAGCAAGAGAGCAGACUUGGCCAUCUCUGCCAUCACCAUCACCCCAGAGAGGGAGAACGUUGUGGACUUCAGCAAGCGGUAUAUGGACUAUUCGGUGGGGAUUCUAAUUAAGAAGCCAGAGGAGAAAAUCAGCAUCUUCUCCCUCUUUGCCCCAUUUGAUUUUGCUGUGUGGGCCUGCAUUGCAGCAGCCAUCCCUGUGGUUGGGGUGCUGAUCUUUGUGUUGAACAGGAUACAGGCUGUGAGGGCUCAGAGUGCUGCCCAGCCCAGGCCGUCAGCUUCUGCUACCCUGCACAGCGCCAUCUGGAUUGUCUACGGAGCCUUCGUACAGCAAGGUGGCGAAUCUUCCGUGAACUCCGUGGCCAUGCGCAUUGUGAUGGGCAGCUGGUGGCUCUUCACGCUCAUCGUGUGCUCCUCCUACACGGCCAACCUUGCUGCCUUCCUCACAGUGUCCAGGAUGGACAACCCCAUAAGGACUUUCCAGGACCUGUCCAAACAAGUGGAGCUGUCAUAUGGCACCGUCCGGGAUUCUGCCGUAUAUGAGUACUUCCGAGCCAAGGGCACCAACCCCCUGGAGCAGGACAGCACGUUUGCUGAGCUCUGGCGGACCAUUAGCAAGAAUGGAGGGGCUGACAACUGCGUGUCCAGUCCUUCAGAAGGCAUCAGGAAGGCAAAGAAGGGGAACUACGCCUUCCUGUGGGAUGUAGCCGUGGUGGAAUACGCAGCCCUGACGGAUGACGACUGCUCGGUGACUGUCAUUGGCAACAGCAUCAGCAGCAAGGGUUACGGGAUCGCCCUGCAGCACGGCAGCCCCUACAGGGACCUCUUCUCCCAGAGGAUCCUGGAGCUGCAGGACACAGGGGACCUGGAUGUACUGAAGCAGAAGUGGUGGCCACACAUGGGCCGCUGUGACCUCACCAGCCAUGCCAGCGCCCAGGCCGACGGCAAAUCCCUCAAGCUGCACAGUUUCGCUGGGGUCUUCUGCAUCCUGGCCAUCGGCCUGCUCCUGGCCUGCCUGGUGGCUGCCCUGGAGUUGUGGUGGAACAGCAACCGGUGCCACCAGGAGACCCCCAAGGAGGACAAAGAAGUGAACUUGGAGCAGGUCCACCGGCGCAUGAACAGCCUCAUGGAUGAAGACAUUGCUCACAAGCAGAUUUCCCCAGCGUCUAUUGAGCUCUCAGCCUUGGAGAUGGGGGGCCUAGCUCCCACCCAGACCUUGGAGCCGACGCGGGAGUACCAGAACACCCAGCUCUCGGUCAGCACCUUUCUGCCAGAGCAGAGCAGCCACGGCACCAGCCGGACACUCUCGUCAGGGCCCAGCAGCAACCUGCCGCUGCCGCUGAGCAGCUCGGCCACCAUGCCCUCCAUGCAGUGCAAACACAGGUCGCCCAAUGGGGGGCUGUUCCGGCAGAGCCCGGUGAAGACCCCCAUCCCCAUCUCCUUCCAGCCCGUGCCUGGAGGCGUCCUUCCAGAGGCUCUGGACACCUCCCACGGGACCUCCAUCUGACCGCGCCGCCUGCCCUCCUGCCCACCCUCCCACCCACCCGACCAGCAGAGCUUUUUAAUACAAGAAAACAACAACACAAACCACACACACUCGCGCACACACACAUACACAGAGACUCUUUCAUUUUUCUUGUACAUAUGUGUAAAUAAUGACAGAAUGGAGUGGGGUAAAAGUGUAUUUUGAAUAUUCCCAAUUUUCGAAGUCAGUAAAAAAACACAAAAACUGUAUGAAUGACUUUGUAAAUUUUGUUCUAUAUGAAUAAAAAGGCAAAUUACUUGUGAUCA